Messenger RNA from Xyrichtys novacula (pearly razorfish), 923 nucleotides. The record is from the annotation of a GenBank genome assembly. Lineage: Eukaryota; Metazoa; Chordata; Actinopteri; Labriformes; Labridae.
AUGACAAAAGCGUUGGUUUUCAUUUCUGUGCUGGUUCUGGGGUGGACUUGGACCCUCCAAGGGAUUUAUGUGCGGAGGCCGAGUGAUGUGGAUGAGGUGAGUUACAACAUCUAUGUGUUUUUUCUUUUGUAAUCUCUUACACGGCUGCCUACUGAUGCACUAAUGAUGUUUAAGAUUACAGCUCUCUCCUUUAAUGCUACAUGUCUGGAUUAAUAUUGGGAUUUUCUGCUGUUAUACUGCUCCUGAUUCAGGCUGACACAAGUUUCGAAUGUCUGUAAAUAUGAACAGGACAUUUCAUUGAUUUUGAAGAUAAAGGAUUACAGAAUAGCAGAAUAUUUAGAGAACAAGUUUUUAAGUGUCAUCGUACCUUUAAGUGAGUUUACCUCUGGUUUGAUUUAGGAGGUGAGUGAUAAUGUGGCUCCUGCGGGUAACAGAACUCACGUCAAUGGAACAGGUAACAGAUUUAUUGUACAUUUAUACUGUGUUCUGCUUUAUAGAUAGGUAUUUUAAUUAUAUGCAGGUCCCAUGUCUUAUAUUUCUCACUUCUCUCCAUUCUGUCUUCUCUCUCUUUCUUCCUGUAGAGGUGUGUCUCUUAGCUCCAGAAACAGGGCCAUGCAGGGCAUUUGUGGAACGCUUUUUCUACAACUCAUCCUCAAAGAACUGUGAAACCUUCGUCUUUGGAGGGUGUUUGGGAAACAGAAACAACUUUGAAAACGUGACUUCGUGUAUGGAGAGGUGUCACAAUACUAGUAAGGAGUUUUAAAUGUUAAAAAGUCUUGGUUUUGACUGCUCAUUUUUUAUCACGAGCUUCAUGUUCAAUUUCUUGUGUUUAAACUUUUGAAUAUUUUUACUCUUUUUCCAAAGCACAUGGCCAGGAGGAGGAGGAGCUGGACAGUGAUGAAUUGACUGAGCUUGAUCAGUAA